Oncorhynchus nerka (sockeye salmon) is the source of this 4714-nucleotide messenger RNA. Its product is annotated as fragile X messenger ribonucleoprotein 1 homolog B-like. Gene Ontology annotation, cellular component: nucleus; postsynaptic density; dendritic spine neck. NCBI's taxonomy places the organism in Eukaryota, Metazoa, Chordata, Actinopteri, Salmoniformes, Salmonidae. Bases 348 to 2120 code for a protein of 590 amino acids. The record is from RefSeq and is a predicted model, not a curated record. Gene Ontology annotation, molecular function: translation regulator activity; protein homodimerization activity; mRNA 3'-UTR binding. Gene Ontology annotation, biological process: negative regulation of translation; regulation of mRNA stability; positive regulation of translation. The transcript has 15 exons.
AAGAUUAUUACAUCCAGUGAUCGCUGAACCACUCCUUCCUGAAUAGAAACCGAUGAAAUGAAACUGAGUGAACAUGUUAGAGUUGACCCUUGUGACGUGACGAUGGGAAGGGAGGCUCUUAUGUUUACACAUCAAUGCGUGCAAGAGCAGUUGCGAACUGUAUAAUCUAGCAUCAUUUAAAUGUUUCGCGUUCUUUUCUUUAUAAAUCUAAAAUCGCAACUUUGUAAAUCGAAAAAUUAAAGCGUGCAAAAGGGUAACGACGUUACCGAGAGAUUCAAGACCGUAGUUUUGCACUCAUAGUGUUGUAGCUAACGUUACCCAGCUAGCAUUACAUUAGCUUAGGUGUCAUGGACGAGCUAGCUGUUGAAGUCAGGGGGACGAGUGGGGCUUUUUACAAGGGAUAUUUGAAGGAUGUUCAUGAAAGUGCUGUCACCGUGUCCUUUGAAAACAAUUGGCAGCCAGAACGUCAAAUUCCCUUCCAUGAUGUUCGAUUUCCUCCACCCACAGGUUUUCAGAAAGAGAUAAACGAGAGUGAUGAAGUUGAGGUAUGUGCUGUUUAUUCUAGGGCUAAUGAUAAAGAGCCAUGUGGGUGGUGGCUGGCGAAGGUCCGGAUGGUGAAGGGAGAGUUUUAUGUCAUAGAGUAUGCAGCUUGUGAUGCCACGCUCAAUGAAAUAGUCACAUUAGAUAGGUUACGGCCUGUCAACCCAAACAAGACAGCUACAAAAAACUCCUUCCUGAAAAUUCACCUAGACGUCCCAGAGGACUUGCUGCAAAUGUGUUCGAAAGACUCUCAUAAAGAUUUUAAGAAGGCAGUGGGAGCAUUCAAUGUCACUUAUGACUCAGACAAAAGACAGCUUGUUAUUCUGUCUGUGAACGAGAUUACAACCAAAAGGGCGCAGAUGCUGAGCGACAUGCAUUUCCGGAGCCUGCGCACCAAGCUGUCCCUAAUGCAGAGGAACGAGGAGGCUAGCCGCCAACUGGAGAGCUCUCGGCAGCUGGCAUCUAGGUUCCAUGAGCAGUUUGUGGUCCGAGAUGACCUGAUGGGUCUGGCCAUCGGGACCCAUGGUGCCAACAUCCAGCAGGCCAGGAAAGUACCUGGGGUCACCACCAUAGACCUGGACGAAGAGACCUGCACCUUCCACAUCUAUGGCGAGGAUCAAGAGGCAGUGCGCAAGGCUAGGAGCUUCUUGGAAUUUUCUGAAGAUGUCAUCAAAGUACCAAGGAAUUUAGUGGGGAAAGUCAUUGGAAAAAAUGGGAAGUUGAUCCAGGAAGUAGUGGAUAAAUCUGGUGUUGUUCGAGUUCGGAUCGAGGCUGAGAACGACAAGAAGCCACCUCCAGUGGAUGAGGGCAUGGUGCCGUUUGUCUUUGUGGGUACAAAGGAAAGCAUUUCCAAUGCUAAAGUACUGUUAGACUAUCAUCUCAACUAUCUGAAGGAAGUGGACCAGCUGCGCAUGGAGCGGCUGCAGAUAGAUGAGCAGCUGAGGCAGAUUGGGGGAGGAGGCCCCAGGGCCCCGGGGACUGGACGGCCUGACAACAAGAUCUUCAUUGUAGACAACGGUGGCAUAGGCAUGAUGGGCAUGGGCUCCCAGAGAGGAGGGAAGCCGUUCAGCAGGGGAGGAGGAGGCCGUGGACGACGCGGUGGUCCCCCUUUUACCUCCGGCACCAACUCUGAGGCUUCCAAUGCGUCCGAGACCGAGUCGGACCACAAGGACGAGCUGAGUGACUGGUCUCUGGCCCCCACUGACGAGCUGACAGGGGGCUUCCCCAAACGACCCGAUACACGCAAGAGAGGGGGAGGAGGGCCUCGCGGACGGGGAGGGAGAGGAAGAGGAGGCUUCAAAGCUGAAGACAUCCAGUGGACUGAGUCACGUUCACGGAAUACCAGAGACCCUAAGCUAAGGCCUCAGGAAGAUUCUUUGCAGAUCCGAGUGGACAGUAACAAUGAGAGGAGUGUGCAUGCUGCAGCCAGAGGUCCCCCUGGCCCCGCAGGCGACGGAAUUGUCCCCGGAGCAAACCGACAGAGACCCAUCAAAGAGCGACCUAUCAAGAAGGAGAGGCAGGAGGGCCCUAGUGGUGAAUCCACUGCUGUGCCCCCGGUGGUGGUGAACGGGGUGUCGUAGAUGGGGCCGACGGAAGGCACCCUCGUCUUUCUCACACACACACACACACACACGUCUCUUUCACACACACACCACGCCAUCAAUCCAGAAGCUUCUUCAUUAGAGACACUUUAGGCCAAAGAGGACAGGUCAGGGCUGAAAUUAAGCACACUUUGGACAAAGCAACUCCGACAGUGGCAGGUGGAUGGGGUGUUGGGUGGGUUACUGUGUACAGGGAAGGAGCCAUCUACGCUUUUAGGUGUUAACGGGAGAAGGAAAACUGAGACUGCAGUCUUUUUCUAAUUGACAUUGUUGACAACUACCUAUCAGAUGAUUAAAAGCUGUGGGGAGAAAAUGUUUAAAACAAAAAGAGGGGCCUCCAUGAUGAAUCUGGAUUUCUAAAAGGAUAUGGUUUUCUAUCACUUGUUCGUGUACAGUACUAGCCUUUUCUCCGGCUAGAGGGUUGGAUUGUUUGGUCCUUCCUGCCUUCUCUUUCCAUCAUGAUGUGUUUAUGGAGCCGUGUGUCACAGUGGAAUAUAGAACUCAUUACCAUGUGAGGUCACGGCUGCAUCAUUAGCAAAAAAAAAAAAGAAUAACCCUCCUCUCUGAUCUGUGCCUUUAUCUCGUGUGGAUAGUAUCACAAAUAGAAGUCAAUCAGGGAAGAAGAUGACAUUGGAAAACAGUAAUGGAUUUUACUCAUGUAGUGAACACACAGCUCACCUUCCAAAAAAAAUGAAAAGUUUGUCUUUUUAACCUUGCGAUGCAUGUAGGCUACAUCCUUUAUCAUUGGUUUCGACAUUGGCGACAGUCAGCAAUCUUGAGUUUUCCAAAGCGUUGCUUGGUUUCUGUUUCCUAGUGCUGAAUAUUGCUUGAAUAGGGAUGAUGAUUUUUGUAGCCAAUGAUAAAGCAUUUCUCUUUUUUAAAUGGUGGAAUGACCAUGAAUUCAAUAUCUAUCUUACCAUAGGAUCACAGUGGAGAAAGAUGCUGUGAGUUUAUUUGUGUGCAUUUUUAUUCAAGUCUCAACAGAUUCAUGUCAUUUCACACUGGCUACAUUUAAUGGAGACUAUUAGAUUCAGAUAGGACUCCAUAUCGUCAACACUGUACAGUACCUUAUGACAGAAGCACUUAUAUAUGGACCUUUUAACAUGAACUAUGUCGAACUGGGGAGUGAUAUUGAGCACAUGGUCCUUUUGCCAUACAUUGACCAACAAUCACUUUCCCUGUUGGUUUUUCAUUUAAAAGUGUCAAUGGGAAGACUGGUACACACAUCUCUCUCCAACCCUAAUAUAUUGUUCAUAAGAUAUUGACAAUUGGUCAUUAGAUUGUAAAUUAUAUAAAGGGGGUGCAUACUGUAUAUUAUCUCAUUUGUUUAAAAUACUUUUUUGCUAUUUUGGAUUGAACUUCAAAUGUGCACUUAUCAUUCUUUUUGGUUUAUUUGCAACUACUAAAUAAUAUGAACCAUAAUAAACAAUGAUGUGAUAAGAUUUCUUCAGCAGGUGAAUCACAUGAAUGCUGUCAACAAUAUUACCACGUUUAGAUAACCCUAUAGCUAACUCUGAGUCUCAUGUACCUUUGCCGUAUGGAGGAUGAAGUUUAGUCCCAUGUUAUAACCAUAUGUCUUAUAUUGGAUCAGUGCUUGUGCAUUAAAACUUUAGUUUACAGUUGAAGAAGAAAAAAAAUACUGUGAGGGUAUUCCUAGUGUCUUGUUUUAAUAAUUUUUGUUUUCUUGUUUACACUCUAAAUUGCAACAUUGGAUGAUGUACAGCCAAUGGGCAUCAGUGAACAGCUGUCUGAGCAUCUCUUGUGUUGCUGUUUUUUGCCAAUGUCCAAUGAGGAAAAUUGUCUUUCAGCAGGCUAACAGCCACUGCUCUCCCCAGCGUUAACAGUCAAUAAUUGAACUGGCCCCAGUCUGACUCAGUCUUUGGGAUUUUAUAUAAAUUAGAUAAGUAUGAUGAUGAAAUUACAUUGACAUUAAUUGAAUAUUUUGUACUAAUAGCGGAGGGGUGGGAUAAGCAAAAAAAAAAAGGCUUUUAAAACAGAAAAUGACGGCAGGUUUAGCCCAGUUUAAUGGUGCAGACUUGGAAGAGAUGUUUGAUCAGAUCGUUAUGAACGGCUUGAGCAAAGUGGGCCAUGGUCUCUUCAGAAUGGCACCAUCCAUCUGGGACUUUAUCUAACCCUGCCUGGGGCAUAAAUGGUUUACUCAGUAUUUGAAUGACAUUCAUCUAUCUGACGCAGACCGUAAACUGACAAGAUGUUGCAGAUCAGCUCACAGUCUACUCUGUUGUCAAGGUCAAGUCACAGUGUUGCCAAACAGACUGUUUUCUAGUUAUUUAUUUUGGGAACGUAUACGAUUCAAGAAAAAUACAAUUGUAAAACAUUUCGUCUUGCACACAUUGUAGGGUGUUGUGUUUUGAAAGCAGAACUGAAACCAGAAAUACUGUAGAUAGUGAACCAACUGGGUAGACUGACCUUGUAUGUUACACCACUUUGGGCAAUAUUUUCUUUGUACAUAUUAGUGGAACAGAUUGGGCUUUAUGUUGACAUUGUCUGGUUAUAGUGCAAUAUAUUUUGUAUGCAAGCAGUUUCAAUAAAUAAAGGUUGAUCUUCCUCUGCUA